AUUUACGCAAAAAGAAAAGGAAAAAUAAUAUUAGAAUGGGAGGUAGGGGGAGAGGCGCGAACUGACAAAGAGGGGCAGAGUGAAACAGAAGGGGAUCGAGAGAGAGGAAGACAUAAAGCGAGGGACAGAGAGUAGACAGAAAGAAAGAGGGGGCUCACAGAUUGGAGGUCGAUUGAAGCGGAAUAAAUCUUUGCUAGUGAAGAAGAAUUUAUUUGUUGGUUCUCUGUUUGGCGUGCCAAUCUAAAGUUAAAGGCCUCUGAUUUAUAGGGGGUGGGGUUCUGAAACGUUGAUGGAGUAAUUGAAACUGGUGUCACAUGUUUCAUGGUGGUGAAAAGGAGCUGCGUUGAAGGUUGGAGCCAAACCCAGUUCUUAUUUUCAUGAUCUAGCUAUUUUUUUUAUAAAAAAUAACUAGAAGUUUUAAGUUCUACGUUUACAAGGAUACAACUUGAAGAUUUUAAUACGAGAUCUGUCGGUGGAACUAGGUUUUGGUUCUUGAGCACCUUAGCGGGGCUUUCUAUUGGGUCCCUUGAGACAUGUUUAGAAAUGGGUUUUAUGAUUCCGGCUUUGAUCUUGUCUUGGUCUUGAAUCAAAAUGGAUUUUAGAUUGAAACUGAGGGUGCCCAUUUGGAGAAAUUGUUGGUUUUUGUGUGUCUUUGAUGGGACUUGAUUUGUGGGUCUCGAAUGUGCGAGGAGUUGGACCUUUGAUUUUGGUUGCAUUUUGAGGUGAUUUUGUUUUGAAAAGUCUUGGAGAACAACAUGUUCUGGAGGGACCGUGAGAGGGAGAACAAAGAGCAAAACGGUGGUGGACCGCCUUGUGGGCAGGUUCGAGUGCUUGUUGUUGGCGACUCAGGUGUUGGAAAAAGUUCUCUUGUUCAUCUGAUUGUCAACGGUUCUUCCAUCGCUCGUCCUCCUCAGACAGUAGGGUGUACAGUUGGUGUAAAGCAUACUACUUAUGGAAACUCUGGUAGCUCGUCAAGCAGCAUUAAAGGUGACGCUGAGAGAGAUUUCUUUAUUGAACUCUGGGAUGUGUCUGGACAUGAUAGAUACAAAGAAUGCCGGUCUCUUUUUUAUUCCCAAAUUAAUGGUGUAAUCUUUGUUCAUGAUCUCUCCCAAAGAAGGACAAAAACUGGCUUACAGAGGUGGGCAGCUGAGAUUGCUGCGACUGGGACAUUUUCGGCUCCUCUAGGAUCUGGAGGUCCCGGUGGCCUUCCUGUCCCCUAUAUUGUUAUAGGUAACAAAGCUGAUAUUGCUGCAAAAGAGGGUACAAGGGGAAGCAGUGGCAAUCUUGUUGACGUAGCUCGACAGUGGGUUGAGAAACAAGGUUUGCUUCCAUCCAGUGAGGAACUUCCACUGACUGAGAGUUUUCCUAGUGCUGGAGGCCUUAUUGCGGCUGCCAAAGAAGCAAGAUAUGACAAGGAAGCCGUGAUGAAAUUUUUCCGUAUGUUGAUCAGAAGAAGAUAUUUUUCCGAUGAUGUACCUGCACAAAAUCCAUGGUCUGGUUCUCCAGUUCAAAAACCUGCACAGACUGUAGAUGAAAAUUGGAGUGAUGAGGAUCAUUCCUACAGGAAUUCCAGCUUGCGUGGUGACCCUUACAAGUACAACAUGCUCCCUCCUCUUCCAGCGCAACGCAAUCUGACACCACCUCCCACGCUUUAUCCUCAGCAACCAGUUUCGGUUUCAGAAAACUACAGCCUUCCUAGAUUUUCCCAUACUAGUUACCCAGAAAUCAGCAGUACAGGCAGAUCAAAGCGCUCAGAUAUUAAUGUCUAAUAGUCGUUGCCUCCGGUUAAUGUGAUUACUUUUGCAUGAAUGAAUGCUCUGUAUGCGGCCAAAGUUCUUCCCAUUUUGUUUCAUUUGUAACUGCUCCAUUGAUUCUUUACAUCCACAGGUUUUCAUUGUAAGUGGUUCUUGUUUUAUGUUUGUCAAGUAUAUAAUGAUUGAUUCAUCGACCUGAAAACUGCGAACAGGCAAUUCUUUUCA
Prunus avium (sweet cherry) is the source of this 1979-nucleotide messenger RNA. Its product is annotated as Ras-related small GTP-binding family protein. Lineage: Eukaryota; Viridiplantae; Streptophyta; Magnoliopsida; Rosales; Rosaceae. The record is from RefSeq and is a predicted model, not a curated record.